AAUUAUUUCAUGAGGAAAGGGUGCGUAACAGAGCAGUGAGAUGUUUGCUGGUUUGAGGCGUUGACGUGAAUUUCAGAUGCAUCGCCCUAAUGGAAUAAAUCUGGCUGGAGAGAAAUUGCAUUUCAGCGCUAAACCAAGGCAGGGAUGAUGAGAAUGCACGAAGACGGAUCGCCAAGGCAGCCUAAUGCCAUUCAAUGACUAUCCUGCACUCUCAACCGCAGUGCACAUUUGCCGUCCGUUUUACAUGAGAAAACAUGUUUAUUUUUUAUCAAAAUACCAAUACGUAUAGCCAAAAUCAGCAUCUCGAAUCGAGGUGAUGUAGGCUCGCACAUUUUAAUCGAUUUUCUUCAAGGAAUGAAAACGCUCCAAGAUGGUCCGCAUCUCAAACGCCCUGGGUUUGGUCAUAUUGAUGGUCGCUCUUCUCAUUUUAUCCUUAAUAAGUUAUGUGUCCAUUAGAAAGGACAGCAUCUUAUCUUCCACAAAAUAUGACAACAUGGGAGGACCACCACGGAUAAUGUUCCACGCAGGAUUUCGGUCCCAGUUUGCCCUGAAUUUCCUGGACCCAUCCUUCAUCCCAUUAACCCAUGCUCUGAAUGAGGAGCUGCAAGGGAAACCAUCCAAAUGGACAUUUAAUAGGACCGCCUUUUAUCAGCAAAGGAAAGAGAUCUUCCAUUACAUUGAUGUGGCCAACAACUUCUCCCUCACCAAGAACGGUGUACGCGUCGGCCAGCUGAUGCACUUUGACUACUCCAGUCACAAGUAUGUCUUCUCCAUAAACAACAACCUGAAGUCACUGCUUCCUGAUGCUUCGCCAAUCCAGAACAAACACUACAACGUGUGUGCCGUGGUGGGUAACAGUGGGAUCCUGACAGGCAGUCACUGUGGGCCAGAGAUCGACAGCGCCGACUUUAUCUUCCGCUGCAACUUCGCCCCUACCGACUCCUACUACAAGGAUGUGGGCCGGAAGACCAACCUCACCACUUUUAACCCCAGCAUCCUGGAGAGAUACUACAACAAUCUGCUGACCAUCCAGGACCGCAACAACUUCUUUCUCAACCUGAAGAAACUGGAGGGGGCCAUUUUGUGGAUCCCUGCGUUUUUCCUCCACACCUCGGCCACCGUCACACGGACCCUGGUGGACUUCUUUGUUGAGCACAAGGGGCAGCUGAAGAUCAAGCUGGCCUGGCCAGGAAACAUCAUGCAGGAUGUCAACAGGUAUUGGAAGACCAAGAACCUGUCUCUCAAGCGACUGAGCACUGGUAUCCUCAUGUACACUCUGGCCUCGGCCAUGUGUGAGGAGAUCCAUCUGUAUGGCUUCUGGCCCUUCGGCUGGGAUCCCAACACAGGCAAGGAGCUGUCCUACCACUACUACGACAAGAAAGGAACCAAGUUCACCACCAAGUGGCAGGAGACCCACCAGCUGCCCAGUGAGUUUAAGCUGCUCUACAAGAUGCAUGGAGAAGGUGUGACCAAGCUGAGCCUUUCACACUGUUCCUAGACAUUCCAUCCUGGGUGACCGGGCUUAAGAGAUUCAUUUGGUGACUCUCCAAUACAGCAGCUGACCUUGCGCUCACGUAAUAUAUUUUGCGACUCAAAGCAGACAAUGCAUGAUUUAGAAUUAAUACUUUUAUAUUACGCUUUCACUCUAGAAACACACUAUCAUAUCACCAUUGCAUCUUGCCUCAGCUUUGUCCAAUGUAUGUAAUUCACACUAACACGUUGGGUUGCGAGGAACAUGGCAGAAUAUUCCAGAUGUGGAUUACCGGUUGAUGAUGACGUAACAAUGUAUGUUAUGCUGAAUAUGUCACACUAUCAUCAUACAAUAUUUCACAUCACUUUAUUUGCAUUGCUACCAUAAUUGUGUGGAUAAAUUGAUCAAUAAAACACAUAUAACCUAUUUCAACAAGAAAACACAAGGGAAUACAUUUAAUGCAAAAUAAUCACUAUUUCCAAACAGUAUUUCUCAUAGUGUAGGGGUCGGGUGGGGGGCAUACUGUUAUUGUUAUUUGGCUGUAGCCUUACUUCAAAGGGAUUUGAUUGUUCUUCUGCUUAGUCUCAGGGAUGGAGUUGAGAUCAGUGUUUUUUUCUAAUCGGAUUCAAAUGCCUCCACUGAGGUGCAAACAGACACACUGUCUAUUUUCCAGCCCGUUUGAGCAUACAGUGAACCGCCACAGGUGCCAGUAGAUAGACAAUGGGCCCAGCCAGCACACUGCACUGUUUUCAGAUUUGUUUACAAGGCCUCUUUAUGUAUGUAAAUUGCUGCCCUAUAUAAAGAUACUGCAGUGAUAGCCCUAGUCCCACUAUUUUAUUGGGAUUCUGGUGAUAGCUCUGGUAAUAUUUCAGUUUGAGGAUGAAUAAUCUGCAUUCCAACACCAAGCCAUAGACUGCAUUUAAUUACAGUAAACUUUAAAGUACAUGUAUAUUGUUGUUAUCAUCAUCAUUAAAAUUAAGAAUUAAAGAUGCACUAUGCAGAAAUGGCUGUCAUUUCCUGGUUCAAACUUUUUUGAAUAGUUUGCCUAAUUUCAGUUUAUGUGAUAACAAGCAAGUAUAGUGUAGAUAAUUAUAGUACCAUCCAAACCUCUGUGAAAUAUAUUUUCCAUAACCAAACAUGUUGUAUUUUCAGCUGUUUGAAGCUGGUGUAAAAAAAUGAAAGUAAUAGAGGCAAAAACAAAACUUAAGAACGGGAAGCAUAGAAAUAACGCACCUAGAAUAGAUCUACAGCUUCUUAGACUUGCUUGUCAAUGUGAAUUUGGUCGGGUCCCCAAAAAGUUACAUAUUGCAGCUUUUAUUUUUAAAGUGCCUGUGUUCUGUUUAAAUUUCAAAUGACUUCAAAUCUUAUAUUGUCAAAAUAUGAUAGAACAUCAUAGUGAUAAAAGUUAAAGGGAUUUAACACUGGGAUGCAUACAGUAAUAUAUAUAUAUAUAUUUUAUGUAUUGAACCACCUCAAAUGAACACUACUUCCUAUCUUUAGUCAAUAACACAUCACUAUUGUUAUGAUGUAGCAACACAGGGAAACGUUUUGCAUUCUACCACAUAGACAUUACUUUGACUUUUUAACCAGAUAUUAAUGUUUUGAUUAAUGAUUAUAGCAUCUUGUACAAAGAGCAUGAUACACUAUUGAAUGACAUUGCAUGUAAGAGACUAGCAAAUGUUCAAGGCUAGUUUUAUACAACAUUUUUGAAGGAGAUUAUGUUUCGAGGGGAUACGGGUGUUUUUUGUUAUUAUUUGUAUUUGCGCUGAUAUUUUAAUUGAAAUAUCAUCAGAAACUUUAUAUGAAAGUUGUUUUAAAGCAUAAAUUCCUAUCAAACCACUGGGACCAAAAUGAUUCGUUUUCCGUUUCUGACAAUGAAAGAACUAAUGUAACUUUAUUUUUUAUAUCUCUAGAUUAUCUUUACUUUUCUCAGCAAAAUGUUAUAUGAAAAAUAUCAAGUCAAGCUCCACUAUGUUAGAGGAUUGGGUAUGGAUUGGACAUUUUUAGUACUUAACCAUUGAUGUCAGUACAACGACUUUGCUCAAAUGGUGCAACAUGAUAUCCACAUGACUCACAGCACAUGCACUCAUUGGGAAGGUGGUGACCCUGCUUAUGAGUUCAGAUUUACUAUGCUCAUAAACCAGAUCAUUGGUUCUUUUCAAGUUCUUCAGUCUUAAAUGGAUGGUGUAUGCCUACAGAAGUAUUUUAGAACAUAAUUUGUAAGUCGCUCUGGAUAAGAGCGUCUGCUAAAUGACUUAAAUGUAAAUGUAAAAUACCAAUUUGUUUUCCCAUCAUAGGACUGUCUGUCAUCAUUAUCAUAAUACAAAUAUAUGAUACUAAUGUGCCAUUAGUUUGCUAGGUAGUACUUUACUCUUAGUCCAUACCCUGAUUAUGUAGAUUAGAUCGGAAAUGUAAUUAGAUCUUUCCCACUUAGAAUGUUUCAUAUAAGUAAAUAUACCAACGAAUGCCCAUUAAAACUAGACAUGUUAAUUUAUCUGAAUGUAACAUGAUUUGAAAUGUUGGCUUAAGUAUGGCAAUGAUGUACAACAAUAUCUUUCAUUCGAUGGAGGUUUUUUAUUUGAUGAUGUGUCGACAAAUGAUUUCCUGAGAUAGAAAACACUUGGAUAGUUGUGUGGUAUAUUUGUCUUUUCAGUCUCAUCUAAUAGGUUCGGUUGGUGAUUUAUACUAUUUGUGCCGCCAUGAAUGUCUUCCUUUGACUGCUUCCAUGUACUGAUCAUCACCAAAGAAGACUAUUGUACUGCUCACAUGAAGGAAGGAAAUUUAUUCUCCCCACAUUUCCUUAGAGAAAAAUGCCCAAUGUGUGUGUUAGUGUGUGCCAACACUUUUGUUUUCAAAAGGAUUGGUACCAACAGAACCCAGUGGCAUAGCGCAGUUUUGCAGUCCCCCCACAAGGUCUAAGUUGUAUAGCUAAUUUCAUGCUAUUUUACACAUUUUCCCUUGAGGCUGUGUGAAAAUGUUGCUAUUUUAGAGCUCAGGGAUUCUUGAAAGAUGGGACAAUCUCAACUUUUUCCCACAAUUAUUUGUCUUAAUAUUAAUAACAUUUGAAACAUACAUUUUGAUAGACCAAAGUAGCAGCUAGCGUACCAUAUAAAGGAAAUAGUUUUUUUCUCCAUAAAAUACAACGAGCUGGAUUUAACUCCAUCUGACACCAUAAAAGGCCUUUAAUUUGUACAAUCACUGCCCAACAAGUGUUUAACCCUAAAGUUAUUUUUUUUUGCAAGGGCUGUGUCUCAAUCCACCACAUCGGAGUUGUCGCCGUGUUUGAGCUGUGUUUGUCAGUCCAUGAGAUAUCCUGAUAAUUGAUAUUCUCAGAAAAACCUCUGUAACGUUCGAAAGGAUUGGCUAUUAUUAUGACCCCUCUAUGGAAAGAUGAGUCACAAACACAAUGGUGUUCUCUGUUUUGUUCUAACCCCGACAAGUAUCACAGGACUCGUCUGAAAUCGGUACAGCCGAUCUGUCAACUUCUGUCUGUAGCGUCCAAACAGUUUGGGCUACACACUAAUAUGACCCCUCUGUGGAAAGGUGAAUAUCCCACAAACACAUACAUGUUGGUUGGUUUGCUCUAGGCUGCCCACAAGCCUCACAAGACUAGUCUGAAAGUAGCAGGUACCAGUUCUUUUUUUAUGGAAGAACUGAAUAUAUGGAGAUAGUUUAGUGCCUAAAAUAAGGGGUUAAAUAAAAUUAGUUUCCUGAUCUUUCUUAUAUCUAUCUCUCAGAUAUAGGAGAGACACUU
Messenger RNA from Oncorhynchus gorbuscha (pink salmon), 5225 nucleotides. Its product is annotated as sia-alpha-2,3-Gal-beta-1,4-GlcNAc-R:alpha 2,8-sialyltransferase-like. Lineage: Eukaryota; Metazoa; Chordata; Actinopteri; Salmoniformes; Salmonidae. The record is from RefSeq and is a predicted model, not a curated record. Gene Ontology annotation, molecular function: alpha-N-acetylneuraminate alpha-2,8-sialyltransferase activity. Bases 371 to 1498 code for a protein of 375 amino acids. The transcript has 4 exons. Gene Ontology annotation, biological process: oligosaccharide metabolic process; N-glycan processing.